This is a messenger RNA of Metopolophium dirhodum (rose-grain aphid), 1660 nucleotides long. RefSeq lists its product as uncharacterized. The coding region runs from base 446 to 1660 and encodes 404 amino acids. The transcript is spliced from 5 exons. The record is from RefSeq and is a predicted model, not a curated record. Lineage: Eukaryota; Metazoa; Arthropoda; Insecta; Hemiptera; Aphididae.
CCUUAUCAGUAAUUAACUCCUACUAUCAACGUUGAGUGUGAAAUUAAAAAUAAACAUAUAUUAUUAUUAAAUAUCGUAUGACGCAUAUAUUUAUUGUUAUGACGGUGUAGAUUUAUUCAAAUAGCCGAAAAUCACGAAAUAAACGCUUAUUGAUAUAAUUCAGAAAUAUAUACUGUAUGUCUACAUUUGAUGUACGGCGUAGGUUUUUUUGAAAACGAUCAAAUAGCCGAAAAUCAAGAAAUAAACCUAUAUUAUUUAAUAUGAGAAAUAUCUACAACACGUGAAUGUGAAACGGACACUAUAUAGGCUCCGCAAGAGUCGGCAUUCAAUCAGUCUGUCGUCAAGUGUACACACGUACGAUUCUCCUCCGUCUUUAUUAUAUUUGUUAAGUGUUUACAAUUUUUCCAAGUCUUUAUUAUUUUUAUAAUAAACAAUUUUUAAAAACAUGGCUGGUUCAAUUGAAGACAACGCUGCAUUAUACAAGAAGAAGACCUUUACGUAUGUACCACCAUCACCACCGGCUGAACUCAUCGAAACCACAAGCUACACGAUCAACUUUACAGCACGCAAAUUCAUACUUGUCGGUGUCGAUCCUACUGAUAAUUUUCAAGUCACCGUUCAUUUAUUAACACCAUCGCGUCAUGUUAAAAUAUCGCCGGAUUUCCUGAGACGCAUAUUCUCUAUGAUGGGGCAUAUCUUAUCAUUUAUAUUAGAUACGGUCCAGUACAAGCGCAUCAUAUUUCUUGAGACGGAAUUUCAUAAAAUAUCCAGUAUGGUGUAUGGCGGAGAAAAUGUGCUAGUAAUAGAGUCAAAAACUCAGGACGGGUGCAGAGUACUGUUAAAUCGGGAGGACUUGAUUAAGCUUCAAUAUCUUGAAUGUAGUAUUUUCGAAAGUAUUGUACGGAAAGAAAUAAACACUGCUCCAUUAAUUACAAGGCAGUUUGACGAUUUUGCGAUGUAUCUACAUGAGAAAUCUGCUCACCUUAAAUCACCACCGAAAAAUUUAGAAGAGAUGUUAAUAUUCAUUAAAAACGUACAAGACGAUCGAACGGAGAAAAUUUACCCAAACAUGAUCGGUCAAAUACAAAUGUAUGCAACCGUACAACUAGCUGAAACUGUGUUACAACAGUUGACGCAUGAGUUACAGAAUGGUCAAAUGGAUACACCAACGUCGCCAAGCUAUUCGCCGGUCAGCAAUAUAUUCAGCAUACACGACGAUUCAUCUGCACGUGAUGGAUUUAAUCAGCCUAAGGAUGAUAUUUUAGCUAAGGUAAUUUAUAUAAACAUAGCACUAGAUCAUAUUUAUGGACCUGCACGGACACCAGCCGAGAUUCGCAACCCGCAGGCAUACGAGGUAAACGAUGGGCCUGAUUUUUUCUACCAAUUCAGGACGAUAUCACCACCGCAACCUUACCCAACUUUCACCGAACAUCCAGUGCCAUCACACAAACGAUCUCAGUCAACCUUCGCCAAGCAUCCGACGCCACAAUAUGCAGAUGUUGAAGCUGGGAACGCUUCGUCUGCUUCUAGUUCAAUCCUGAGGUCGACGGUUGAUGUUUUCACGUUAUCGUUCUGUCUGCUCAUGUCAACAACUAUAAUUGGAGACAGAUUUUUGAAAUCUUCUCGAUUCAACAGAGGUUUCACAUCUUCAUGUCCGUAG